AUGGAUACGACGGGAUCUGCCACGAGAGACGAGGAUGAAUUCUCCGAAUUCGAGCCCGACGAGGAGCUGGUGUGCUCGGUAAACGAAAUAACUGAGCAUCUUGGUAGAAACAUAACAGUGGUACUUGAGUCGGCACUAUCCGAAAUACGAAAUAUUGUCAGUGUUCGAAUCAGGGUACUUAAAGCAGAGCUUAGAGAGAAAACAGAUGAAAUCGAACUUCUCAAAGCAAGACUGGAGGUGGUAGAGAAAGAGGGAAAAGAUGCCAACUCAGGCUUGCUCUCGGAGCCUUCAGGUCUACCCAGGAAAUCGGAGUAUCAUCCGGGACAGAAACACAACCAUGAUCAAAAGAAAACGAAGCAGGGUAUCCCCGUCGUUAAAAAAGAGAACAUCAACGCGAUUUGUGAUUAUUUGAUGAAAGACAAGAACUCGCGGGGUGGUAGCGAAGCGGAGAAUGACCAGAAUAAUCAGGCCUUUAACUGCUAUAAGGACUCUGGUCACGACCCGCAGCCUCACGCAUCUCUCAACCUCUGGAUGGACAGCGGGGUGAGUGCCGGGGGCUCCGGAGAAGGCGAAACGGAUUCAACUUCUGAAGAUAUCUUCAAUAUGUUACCGUCAGGUAGCAAACGGAUUUACGAUUACGACUGGAUGACAGGCGUGGAGUUAAACUCAGAGUUUAAGGGAGUCCAAGUCGAGCCAAAAUCCGAGAGCGCCCCAUCCUCAGGCAUGGCUGAUCAAGAUGAAGGGGAAGAGGAGGAAAACAGUGACAUGGCUCAGUCCUCAGACAUGCAUCCACCAAAGUUCCCACUUGUCCCACAGGGUUCUCCUGCCCAGAAUGAGAGUAGCCCAGGGGAUGGUAGUGAAAAUGGGACAACCCCAGGCCAGCAGUUUGCUUCUCAGACAUACAUUUGUGCUCUCUGUGGGGUUUUCUGUCCUGACGGCUCAUUUUUGGAGGAGCAUUUGAAGCUUAUGCACCCAGAUGAAAGCUCCCCGGCGUUGCAGUCCACGUCCGGCGGAGAGGGGAGCAGGAGGGUAGACGUGGGGCACGGCUCGAGGGUGGGAGGUGUCGGACGGGGUGCUCGGGAGAAGAAAGUGGAAGGCGGCUACGAAUGUGGCGACUGCGGCCGACAUUUCAACUACCUGGGUAACCUGCGGCAGCACCAGCGUAUUCACACGGGUGAGAAACCCUUUGUUUGUCCUGAAUGUGGGGAGCGUUUCCGCCACGCGGCCCGGCUUAAGAGCCACCGGCUGGGCCAUGCAGGCGCCCAGAGCCCCUUCCCCUGUCCGCAGUGUGGUAAAGGCUUCCCCGUUCUCUCGGGCCUCAAGAGACAUCAGCGCGUUCACACCGGCGAGAGUCCCUACGAGUGUGCGCAAUGCGGACGUCGCUUUAAAGAGCUGGGCAAUCUGUACACGCACAUGCGCAUUCACAGCGGUGCGACUCCUUACUCCUGCUACCAGUGUGGGCGCAGUUUCCGUCACCUGGGCACAUAUAAAAGCCAUCGUUGUUUGCCGACCUCCUAAACAUGCAAGCAGGCGAAUACCUCCAAGUCGAGGCUGGGCUUGCAUACCGCGGCACCGAGGUUCUGACUAAAGGAUGAAGGGCAUCGGAACGUUCAGCAGC
This is a messenger RNA of Chanos chanos (milkfish), 1618 nucleotides long. It is a transcript of the gene znf16l, whose product is annotated as zinc finger protein 16 like. Bases 1 to 1518 code for a protein of 505 amino acids. The record is from RefSeq and is a predicted model, not a curated record. The transcript is spliced from 3 exons. Gene Ontology annotation, cellular component: nucleus. Gene Ontology annotation, biological process: embryo development; regulation of transcription by RNA polymerase II. Gene Ontology annotation, molecular function: RNA polymerase II transcription regulatory region sequence-specific DNA binding; DNA-binding transcription factor activity, RNA polymerase II-specific. NCBI's taxonomy places the organism in Eukaryota, Metazoa, Chordata, Actinopteri, Gonorynchiformes, Chanidae.